This is a messenger RNA of Arctia plantaginis, 756 nucleotides long. NCBI's taxonomy places the organism in Eukaryota, Metazoa, Arthropoda, Insecta, Lepidoptera, Erebidae. The record is from the annotation of a GenBank genome assembly.
AUGGAAGAUGCAACAGUUGAUAGCGAAGUUACUGAUGAGGCUAUCUGGAUACCAGAUCUACAAACACCAGCGAGCGGUAUGGAGGUACCAGAGCAAGAAGUGCAAAAAACAUCAGUUCAAAUCGAGCUAGAACCAUAUAAGAAACCAAAGAGACUGAGGAAACAGCCUGAGAGAUAUGGUUUCAGUAGCAUAUCUGUAUCCAGUACUGUUCCAGCGGAGGAGAUCUUACUCUCAGAGGCUUUUGAGGGGCCAGAGAAGGAGCAGUGGAGGCGUGACAUGACUGAUUCCAACAUGAUAUUUUGUUCUAAACAUAAUCAUGGAUUGACAAAAAUACAAGCACACGAUAGUUUAAAGAAAAAAUGGAAGAACCUAAAAGACAGCUACCGGAAAGAACUCAAAAAAGUACCUACGUUCCGGUCUGGAGAUGAAGAUUUAGCAGAAGAAUUGUCGCCGUCACUUUUGGAAUCACCGCCGCCUCCGCCGUCGGUUUCAAUAUUGCCAUCAAAUCCCACCUCCUCGCCACAGCAACCGCCAACUCCACAGAGUCGUGCUACCACCUCAAGAGAAAACGAAAAACAAAAUUCUUCCCGAAAACGAUUGAAAACAACUGAACUUCGUGCUGAGUAUUUAGAAAUAGAGAGAAAAAAAUUGAAGUUAUUGGAAGCUGAUUUAGCAGGUGGUAAAGAAAAGGACAUUCCCAAGUCAGAUGACUAUACACACACUAUUGACACUAUUACCAAAAAUGGAGAAGCUUAA